Messenger RNA from Aureobasidium subglaciale EXF-2481, 620 nucleotides. RefSeq lists its product as uncharacterized. The record is from RefSeq and is a predicted model, not a curated record. The transcript has a single exon. NCBI's taxonomy places the organism in Eukaryota, Fungi, Ascomycota, Dothideomycetes, Dothideales, Saccotheciaceae. Bases 380 to 604 code for a protein of 74 amino acids.
CUCCCCCUCGAGAGAGAGCAUCAUAUCUCUCAUAAAGCCAUCAAGUCGUAACAUCAGAUGAUAUCAUAAAAUCUACAGCGCGAAUGUUAGCACUUGUUCUAUUCAUCAAGCGGGACUCAAAAAGGUGAAAGGUUUUGAAGAAUGAAGUCAAAUGUCAGAUUAUUCCAAGUUAUCCGUCAUCAAGGGUCGGAACAGGUCUCCAAACCGGAUAUUCAUCAUUUUGACUGUAUUGGUUGUAUGUGCUGUGAAGGAGAGGGGGGGAAGAGGAUGAUGCUUACCAUGAUGCGUUUUUCUGUUUGCGAAAAUCCGAGAGUUGAUUGGUGAAGUUGACGAGGUGAGCAGUGCAAUCUUGUGGGACGGUCGUGAUGAUUGCAGAGGCAUGUCUCAUUCAUAUACCGAGUGCAACUCUGCAAUCAUGGUAGACGCGCAACGUAGAAGAUUGUUGGUCGCAUGUUGUGAUGUUGAUGGUCGACAGCACCGCAAAUAUUUUUCUUUUGUUUGGAGAGCGGGUAUGGAGCCGAGAUUUUACCGUCACAAGAGGUGGAGAUUAGAGGUCACCCUGUCUCUGUCUUCCAUCUCGACAACGUUGGUUACUUUUCUCUGAAUCAUUGGAAAGCAGC